CCUGGUUUAUGUUAUCUCUCUUAACUCUCCAAUCUUUUCAAUUUUCCGAAAAUGAAGAAAAUAGUUGUAUUCAAGUUCGAAGUUUUUGAUGAAAGCAUCAAACAGAUAGCUACGGAAGUUGCCAGGGAGUUUCCAGGAGUUACUUCGGUCGUAGACGUUGAAGGAGAAGGUCAGCUAGUGGUGAAGGGAGAAUUUAGUACGUUUGAGUUGACAAAGGAACUAAUGAAGAUAGAUGAAUCUGUUGAGACAGUCAAGAUUGGACCAGAUGAAGAACCGGAGCAAGAAGUCAACCACCACCGCAAAGAUGAAGGCAAACGACCUAACAAUAUAGAAGAAGGGAGUACGCCGUCCGAUGAUGAUGCUGGCAGAUCAAACGGGACAGGACCGCAAGCAUACGGAUGGUGGGAUCAGGCAAAAGCUAUCAGUGCGGGUGCGGCUGAGUAGGCAAAAGUUAUCAGCGUGGGUGCGGCUGAGCAGGCGAAAGUUAUCGGUGUUGGUGCGGCUGAGAAAGCAAAAGCUAUCGGUGCGGGUGCGGUUGGACUUAUACAUAGCUAUGAAGAAAAAAACAAAGAAAAAGAGAUUAAGCCAAAGCCACAGCCUCAGCAUGGAGGUAAACGUUUUGGUUGGGAUGAACUUUACCCACAGAAGAAACGAGGCAUCAUUGAGGGUGUAAAAGGAUAUUUAGAACAAAGAAAAAGGCAAAAAGAAGCACGUCUCCACGGUGAAUGGAUGAAGGAAGAACAGAUGAAACAAAGGAAGAUACGGCAGGAGCAGGCGAGGAUCAUGGAGGAGAAGGAGAAGAUGAGGAAACAAGCUUUAGCUAAGAACUCAGGAGGAGGAACGACACAAGGUUCAACGGCGACAAGCAACACAGGAAGUUGGUGGAACACCAUACGACCCACAAUAUUUACCGGAGAAGCCAGUGGAUCCACGCAAACACUACGAACCGGACAAACAAGUGCAUCCACGCAAGAGAACCGUAGGGCAGAAAAAGGAAAAAAAGAAUCAGCUGCAAAGAAAGGGAACAACGGAAAUUAAAUGAUCUAUUCUAAGUCUAAAGAAACUGAACGGGUAUCAAACAUUUCCAUUAGUUUGUGUUCUGGACUAGAAAAUUCAUCUCAUCUUCUAAAGUGAAGUUUGUGUUCUUUUUUGUUGUGGUAUUUAAUUUGUCAAAUAUAUAUAUUAUUAGUUUUUGUUAAAGGGUCAAUUUGUCAAAUAUAUGCUUUAACUUGUGACCAAUAAAAAAAGAACAUGAAUCUAUAUUAAAUAAAAAGGAUUAUUUAGGGCUCUUUAGGCUAUCCACCUAAGCAAAAAAAACUCUCUCACAAUACCAAGUGGC
Thlaspi arvense is the source of this 1339-nucleotide messenger RNA. The record is from the annotation of a GenBank genome assembly. Lineage: Eukaryota; Viridiplantae; Streptophyta; Magnoliopsida; Brassicales; Brassicaceae.